GCAAAAAGUUAGAUGGAAAGUUGCCGAUUUUUCAACGUAGGUGACUGGGGCCAACUACAAAUAACAGGCUUUGUUCAGUCAUUUUACCAACUGUAUUAUCCAUAAUAUAAAUGGAAUGCAUAAACAGGCAUGUUACCAACAAACAAACAUUUAUUUGUCUCAUACUUCUGCUCCUCUGUUGCCAGAGAUAGACCUGCUGCAGCUGAACAGGAGGGGAGGGACUCAACUCUCUCACACACUCUGGUUCGCUUUCUGUUCCUUCUGACCCUGCUGCAGCUGAACAGGAGGGGAGGGACUAAACUGUUAAUAAAUCCCAAAUAAUGAAGUUCAUAUAGUUCAUCACGUAUAUUUAUCUGUUGAAAUCAAAUUAUUUUUGGACAUUAGUCAGGUGCAUCCCUAGAAGCGACACGAUUGACUGGAAUGAUUUUUCAGCGUUAUUGCAGAGCGAAGGGUAGUCAUAGAAGCUGGAUUUUCUCUCAGAACAUCUUACAUACUGAUAGCUGACGAUGUGUGAAGACAACUUCAUGAAAUUGUUAUGACCUAAUGCAGCUUUAACAUGAAAGCUUACUUAAACGAGAGAAUCUACAUCCAUCUUUGAAACUAAGCCCUGCAUAAGUGUUUUCACAUGAUGGACAUUUGCCUGCUCUGCUGAUCCUGAGUAAUGAGUUCAGGUUACGUGACGCACACACAUGGCAACCUUACUGCAGUUGAUCGGCGGUGGAGGAGGCAGUUCAAUUGAAUUCCAUGGCAUGAACAACGGUGCCACCCUCAAGAAGAUUGGAGUGGCGGUGGAAGCCUGGCAGGUGAAAGCUGUGAGGGAGGAGCGGACCGACAGGCACGUUGCGACCUUUGGAGAUGCAAACACUUUCAAUGAGUUUGAGUUGUACCUCAGCGAACGCAUCACCAAGCUGUCUCUGUGGGGUAACGGCGCCAGCACACGUCUGGGUGCCAUCAAGUUCAUGACGAGUAAGAAUCGGCAAUUCUUUGAAAAAAUGACCAGCUGGCCACUGAAGGCUGAGUACACCAUAGAUGUGGGGUCUGGAAUCGGCCUGGGGCUGCAGGGCAGGUUUGGCUCGGACAUUGACUGCAUGGGCUUCCUCUUCAUCAACACCAUCAAGUCGUCCGUAAUGACUGACAUGGAGUAUCCCACCCUGUCCCUCUUCAAACCCCAGAUGUGACCCCAGAAUAUGUGAAAUCCAUGUCUCACCACAACGACACCUCUUCGGUUCAAGAAUAGUCCAUUACAUAUAGCAAAACCCUGACCAAUACUUCCUCCUGGUCCGUCAGCAACAAGAGAGUCCACCUUGAGUGUGUCGGUCAAAGAUCUGGUCGAGGUGUCAUCAGGGUUCAGCUUGACCGUGGGAGUGGAGCAAUCCACCAGCCUGCACAAGACGGAGACCAUAACAGAAGCGGAUACCAUCAAAGUGAAGAUCCCUCCAGGGACGACCAUGGAUGUUGAGAUCACAAUGAGAAAAGCAAAUAUCGAUCAAUAUUCUUACUUACAAUGACGGCCUAGCAGAAGGCCUCCUGCGGAGAUGGGGCUGGGAUUAAAAAUAUAAAUCAAUUAAAAUAUAGAACAAAAUAGACUUCACGAAGCAGCCACAACUGUCAGUAAGAGUGUCCAUGAUUGAGUCUUUGAAGAGAUUGAGAUAAAUAACGUGAAAGACUUAAUACGCGAUAUUCACUCAACACAACCAAAUGUAUAACUGCUGGAUUUAGUUAAAUUACCUUUUGACACUGCAGCACCUGGGGGAAUACACUGAACAAUAAUAUAUAUCACCAUGUAAAGUGUUGGUUCCACUGCAUCACCUGGGGGAAUAUACUGAACACUGUCGCUCUUAUGCAUAAUCCAUCCACCUGACAGGUGUGACAUAUCAAGAAGCUGAUUAAACAGCAUGAUCAUUACACAGGUGAAACUUGUGCUGGAGAAUAUAAAUGGCCACUCUAAAAUGUGCAGUUUUGUCACAGAAACUAAUGCCACAGAUAUAUGAUGUUGAGGAUGAGUGCCAUUGGCAUGUUGAAUGCAGGAAUGGUCACGAGAGCUGUUGCCAGGGAAUUUAAUGUAAAUUUUUCUACCAUGUUGUAGAAAAUUUGUUACUACGUCUAACCAGCCUCACAACUGCAAACCAUGUCUAUGUUGUCCUGUGGGCACGCGGUUUGUUGAUGUCAAUGUUGUGAACAGAGUUCCCCAUGGUGGCGGUGCGAUUGUCAUGGGCAGGCAGAAACUAGGGACAACAAGUACAAUUGCACUUCAUCGGUGGCAAUUUGAAUGCACAGAGAAAAAGUGAUGAAAUCCUGAGGCCCAUUGUCGUGCCAUUCAUCCGCCCGAAUCAACUCACGUUUUAGCAUUCGGGCUCCCAAGUGGAGCAGCUUUCUAGGGCACUGCAUCUCAGUGCAAGAGGCGUCACUACAGUCCCUGGUUUGAAUCCAGGCUGUAUCACCUCCG
Molecule: messenger RNA, 2446 nt
Organism: Oncorhynchus tshawytscha (Chinook salmon)
Lineage: Eukaryota; Metazoa; Chordata; Actinopteri; Salmoniformes; Salmonidae
Product: aerolysin-like protein
Exons: 3
Coding region: 690-1178 (162 amino acids)
Source: RefSeq, a predicted model, not a curated record